Molecule: messenger RNA, 4045 nt
Organism: Anarrhichthys ocellatus (wolf-eel)
Lineage: Eukaryota; Metazoa; Chordata; Actinopteri; Perciformes; Anarhichadidae
Gene: tbc1d20
Product: TBC1 domain family, member 20
Exons: 8
Coding region: 406-1599 (397 amino acids)
Biological process (GO): endoplasmic reticulum to Golgi vesicle-mediated transport; positive regulation of GTPase activity
Cellular component (GO): endoplasmic reticulum membrane
Molecular function (GO): GTPase activator activity
Source: RefSeq, a predicted model, not a curated record
UCAGUGUGAGCGUGGAGGCUAGCUAAAGCUAUCCCAUUGGUCGCUUCCGUCAAUGUAAACAUGUAGCCGGUUCACCAGUCUAAGGUGUAACCGCACUGCUGUUGAGCCGUUUCCUAAUGCUCAACACGUUUGUCAGUAGCACGGAUAAUGAUGGAUGUGUCGCUGAAAAUAGCAGUUUCGGAACCGGGGCAAUGUAGUGUUAGCUCGAUAACUAGCUAACACUGAAUAGCUAGCGUUAGUUAGCUUAACUAUCGGGCCGUGCUUGUAUUGGCUGGCCUUGCUAAUUAGACAGCUAGCUCCCAGUUGGCAGCCAUGAAGGGCUAAAUUGAGCGUAGCCAAGUAAAGGAGGAUGGCAAGUAUUAAUGUAAUUUGACAAGGACACACCAAGAAGCGGAGACAAAAAAAAUGAGUAAAUCCAGAGGUGCUGGUGCCUCGUCACCGGUGAACGGAAAACAAGACUGGGACACCAAGCGGAAGAGGAAAAUUGCGGACAUCGCGCAUGCCCUCAGUGCGAGUCCAGUGGACGUGGCUGCUUUGAGAAGGAUGGCCAUCAGUGAAGGUGGUCUGCUGACUGAUGAGCUACGCUGUCAAGUGUGGCCUCGGCUCCUCAACGUCCCUCCUCACGUCUUGGAACAAGAGCCAGAAACGGUAGAACGGGAGGAUAACAAGGACUACAACCAGGUGCUACUGGAUGUCCAGCGUUCGCUGCGGAGGUUCCCGCCUGGUAUGCCAGAUGAGCAGAGGGAGGGUCUCCAGGAAGAACUAAUUGACAUCAUCCUUGUAGUUCUCAAACGCAAUCCCCAGCUGCACUACUACCAAGGAUACCAUGACAUUGUUGUCACCUUCUUAUUGGUACUGGGAGAGCGCCUCGCAACUGCUCUUGUGGAAAAGCUCUCCACGCACCACCUCAGGGACUUCAUGGAUCCCACCAUGGACAACACGAAACACAUUCUCAACUAUUUGAUGCCCAUCAUUGAGAGGGUCAACCCUGAAGUGCAUGAUUUCAUGCAACAGGCUGAGGUGGGGACAGUCUUUGCUCUCAGUUGGCUGAUCACCUGGUUUGGUCACGUCCUGUCAGACUUCCGCCAUGUGGUCCGGUUGUAUGACUUUUUCCUGGCCUGCCAUCCGUUGAUGCCCAUCUACUUUGCUGCUGUGAUUGUGCUGUACAGAGAAGAGGAGGUGUUGGAGUGUGAGUGCGAUAUGGCCAUGGUUCAUCACCUGCUGUCUCAGAUCCCCCAGGAUCUGCCGUAUGAGAUGCUCAUCAGCCGGGCGGGAGACCUCUUUGUCCAGUUCCCUCCCUCUGAACUGGCCAGAGAGGCUGCCGCACAUGACAGCAUGGCCGCCUCUACCUUUAAGGACUUUGACCUUGCGUCCACUCAACAGCGGCCAGACUCUGUUCUCCGUCGCCGACGCAGACAGAAACAGGCUGCACUGGAGAGGUCGGCGGCCAACGCGGUAGUGACGGUGGCCCAGCCUUCGACGACGCGGCGAUUGGUCCGACUGGCCGUCAUGGGCCUCACAGUGGCUUUAGGGGCAGCAGCUUUCGCUGUGGUCAACUCGGCCCUGCAGUGGGCCCCCAAACUGGACUUGUUUCCUUGAACUGCUCCUCUUUUACUCCCACGCUCCAGCAGAUCUGUCCUUGAAUGCUGGUGGGUCUGCUUCCAAGAACCCUUUUUUUAAAUUAGUGAAACCACAAACCGUGCAGUCGAACACUGUCUGGAGUGCACUCUCUAUACUGAACCAGUUAACGCUCCUCUUUUCAUCUUCCAGGAUGUGUCUUAAUGUCCUAUGUGUGGCCUCUAAGGCUCCAGCUGGAGGUCCUUCCUCCUGAAGAGCGGGCCCCAGUAAAACAGCUGCAACGGCUGGUGUUGUGAAAUGAAGGGCCCAUCCUGUUAUAAUGAAGAGACUGUUUUUAUAAGAACCAUUACUGAUGGUGUCAUUGUUAAAGUUUAUUUAUAUUUGGUAUUAGGAUAAUCUGAGAUUGAGUUAUGCUCACAGACAUUUAUGCUGAAAGCUUGGUGGACUCAUUACACUUGAAACUGCUGCCAAUUGAGAGAGCUUGAGUGAAUGUACGAGCGUGUGUGUGGGUGUGUGUGGUCGCAACCCAUGUGAUACCUGGACUAAGACCAAAUAGAGGAUUGUUAGAGUCCUUUGUAUUUACUGUAUCUUAUUUUAUAGGUAUAUAAGAGAGAUGGUCAUGACACACAGGCACCUUGUUAAGGUCACCAUUUUAUUAUGUUAUAGGUAAUUUUGUCCAUUUUCGUGUCUACGAAAAGUAUUUUUUGUUCAAGACAUUAUCUUCCUUUCUGGUGAGUAUCUUUAAAACGUGUCAACCGUUGCAUUUUAAUUCUGGCUCAUGGUUGGGGGUCAGCUAAACAUAUCUGUUAGAAGUUUUAAAUGCAUUCCUAUUGGUCUUUUCCAAGUAGAUGUGUUGUAGCCUGCUGGAAGAGUACUUUUGUCACUCAACACUUCCAAAGGAUUAGGCCCCAGAUUGGAGCACAGUGUUUACGGUCCAGGAAGUAAAAAAUGCUAAAAAGAAUCAACCAUAAUAAACUAGUUUUACUUGAGCUUUCCUUUUUUAUUCACGCACUUAAUUGUUCGGAUGCACAACCUUAAGAGUGUGUCUGUGUUUCAUGGCCUCUAAUAAAUAGGGUUCGCUUUCUGCGUCACUUUCUCUGGAGUAGAUGAUUCAAUCUCUCCUUCUAGUUUAGUAACGCACUCACUCACUCACUCUGGAUAACAGAAAAUAUCAGAGCUGAGAUCGAAUGAAGUGGAUAUUCUGUAGUCUUUGGGCUGGCACAGUGGGGGGGGGACCCACUUCACACUGACUGCGAGUUUUGUAAAAUCACUUUCAAAUUGGUUUGAUGGGUGCUUUUCUCACACUCGUCCUCGAGGGGUGGUCCUCUCGGAAGAAAGAAAGCGUCCAAGCCUUCAUAUUCAUGCGAUCCAGCUUUUUUCUUACAAACAUGAAUUUAGCUUUAACACUUAACAUUAACUAAGUUGGAUUGCUUUGAGUGUAGCAUUUGCAUUUCAGAGGCAGUCGAGCUCAUUCCAAUGUUGCAGUCAUUCAGUCAUAUAUUUAGGGUGUUGUUUAGGGGUGAGCCACUUCCCCGAAUAGCCGAGUCUCAUCAGAAAAUACAUUGCAAAUAGUUUGUCACAGCACUUCCUUCCAAGAUGGUGAGUUUGGCUUGUCUGUAAUCUUUAUGAUGUAGUUUGCUUAACAGAAAAAUGCCUGAAUUAUUGACUUCAGGUCACAUGUAUUGUGCUGCACAACAACCAGUCAACUAAAAACGUUUCGCUUCAGUUGAAGGUGUUGAAGUGACGUAAAGACAGAAGUUGUUUUUGCUGUAUUAGGAACUGAAUACAUCUCCAUCCCUGUGUUGUGGUUGAGUGGUGUACUGCCUUUGUAGUGAACCACUGAUUCAGCUGUUACGGGAUCUACUGACUGAAGGUGACCUGGAACAUGUCCGAGGAUGCACGGAGGUGCCGGAGAGCUCAGCUGUAUUGUGACACACCAUGUAUCUGCACUCGGCAGCUGUCAUUAAUUAUCAUUGCACUAAAGAAUGGAUCUGCCUUUUUGUUUAUUUUGUUAUAAUGAAACUGUCAUACUAAUGUAAAGUUGUACAACAGAAUGCUAAUAAACUAGAGUGAAAAUGUUCAAUGUUGUGUCAAUUUAUGUUGACAAUGGAGCACGUGGAGGAAGUGCCUUUGAUAAAUGUUUUUCUCUCUGAGCACCCAGAGAUCAUUUUUACAGAGGCCUUUUGCACGUCCACAGCCUAACAGGAUUUGUUUUUUCUUAACGGUCAUCUUGCCUUCAACUCUCCGCUCUCUUAUCACACCUGCUAGUCCUCCAGACUUUCUGUUCCUGAGAAGGCAUCUCUACUCCCUUUCCUUACUGUCUCUACACACCAACAGACUGUCUAGUAACCAUUUGUAUUUUCUCUCUCUGAGACGUCUUUGAUUCUGCAUACAUAGAUGCUGUGUAUGUGCGUAAUCCCCGGCUGAGAAUUAUUACUUAUUAUAUUCACCGUCUGAAUAAAUCAGC